Suricata suricatta (meerkat) is the source of this 2724-nucleotide messenger RNA. RefSeq names its product NIPA magnesium transporter 1 (gene NIPA1). Gene Ontology annotation, cellular component: membrane. The transcript has 7 exons. Bases 328 to 1092 code for a protein of 254 amino acids. The record is from RefSeq and is a predicted model, not a curated record. Gene Ontology annotation, biological process: magnesium ion transport. Lineage: Eukaryota; Metazoa; Chordata; Mammalia; Carnivora; Herpestidae. Gene Ontology annotation, molecular function: magnesium ion transmembrane transporter activity.
AGUGUCGAGCCUGGUGAAUGGGUCAACGUUCGUGUUGCAAAAAAAGGGCAUCGUGCGCGCCAAGCGAAGAGAGUAUCCAAUCUUCUGAUACCUAUCUGCAUAGAGUGAGUUAAUGUUGCCUACCCUUGAACUUCAUAUGGCGGAGAAGUAGAGAGCUCUGUUAUCUUUGCCUGCCCACAUCUAUCAGAUUGAGAAGGACUGAAGCAACAAUACUGGUAUCUGCAAGAGUGGGAGGAAAACACACAGACUCCAGACAGAAGACAACCUCAAAGAUGCCUGAGUACUUCCUAUUUAACAGACAUCGUGUGGUGGGCAGGCACGAUUGCAAUGGCUGUUGGCCAGAUUGGAAACUUCCUGGCUUACACGGCGGUCCCCACAGUCCUGGUGACUCCACUGGGUGCCCUUGGAGUGCCAUUUGGGUCCAUUUUAGCUUCUUAUCUUCUGAAGGAAAAGCUCAACAUCUUGGGCAAGUUGGGAUGUCUGCUAAGCUGUGCAGGUUCUGUUGUACUGAUUAUCCACUCCCCGAAAUCUGAGAGUGUGACCACUCAGGCUGAGCUGGAAGAGAAGCUGACUAACCCAGUGUUUGUGGGCUAUUUGUGUAUCGUGCUCCUUAUGCUGCUACUGCUCAUCUUUUGGAUUGCACCAGCCCAUGGGCCUACUAACAUCAUGGUCUACAUCAGUAUCUGCUCUUUGCUGGGGAGUUUCACCGUGCCUUCCACCAAGGGCAUCGGGCUGGCAGCCCAAGACAUCUUCCACAACAACCCAUCCAGUCAAAGGGCCCUCUGCCUGUGCCUGGUGCUCCUGGCCGUGCUUGGCUGCAGCAUCAUCGUCCAGUUCAGGUACAUCAACAAGGCACUUGAGUGCUUCGACUCCUCUGUGUUUGGGGCCAUCUAUUACGUCGUGUUCACCACUCUCGUCCUGUUAGCCUCGGCCAUCCUCUUUCGGGAAUGGAGCAAUGUGGGCCUGGUGGACUUCUUGGGUAUGGCCUGUGGGUUUACCACCGUCUCUGUUGGGAUUGUCCUUAUACAGGUGUUCAAAGAGUUCAAUUUCAACCUUGGGGAGAUGAACAAAUCUAAUAUGAAAACAGACUAGGAUGCAACAGGGGUUUGGGUGGCUCCAGGAAUAGGAAUGGAUGUGGUUUCUGGUCCUAAUAUGAUGUGAAGUAAAAGAGACCCUAACCCUAAUCACUGGUAUUAAAGUUGCUUGCAUAAUAAUGGGUGGUCUGGUGGACAGUCGGGAGCAUUGCUCAGCAUCUGAGUGGGGGCCCAGCCCUCUGCAGUCUAAAGUUGCUAAAUGGUUGUCUGGGCUUCAUCUCUCUCUGAUGAGAAGAACCUCAUGUUCAUUGUUCAAUCUCAUUACCUGGAAGCUUUCAUGAAUACUAUUUCCUUUAAAAAUAUUUUAACAUUAUUUAACAGAAAAUAAAGAUGGGCUUUUUCUGGUUAGUCUUUGCAGGGGAGCAGAUAUUGUUACUUAGAAGAUUACUUUGGAAAUGGGAGAAAUUGUUGUCUUGUAGUCUGACUAUACAGUAAAUGUAUCUGUAGUUGUGUUAUUUUGCAUUAAGCAUGUAUAACAUUCAGGUACCUCAUUCAAAUAAGUAUAUACAUUUAAUUGUUUUUAAUCCUCUAAUGAGCUGACUCUCCCACCUCCUACUCCAAGAUGUUUUAAUUGAAAAUAGAGAGAGAAUGAGUGGACAUGAUGUAGAGUUCCAUUUAUAGGAUGACUUUCAAUAGCUCAAAUCAAUUUCAGUGCCUUUAUCACUUGAACUCUUCACUUAAUUUGACUAUGACUAUGUGUAUGUUCUCUUAGAAUAACUCUGAUUAUACUUUAAUAUUUUACUAUUCAAAAUAUUAAUGUAUAGAGCAGUUAGAAGUAACAGUAUAUUCAUUUGUUGGAAGAAAGUCAUGGCGAAAGACAUGAAGAGCAAACUGACCCUUUUAGCAUGUAGUUAUUAUUCAGUUACAGACAAUUAACUUAAGUAGCAUAAGGCAUUUUAUUUGUAUUCAAUCUAUGUAACUGGGACCCAGUAUCAAAUAUAUCCACAUUCUCUUUCAGUGACUGUUGUGGCCAUUUUAAAGAAAUAAAUUAUUUAAUUUGAUAACAAGGUUGUUAGAUGAAAGAGUAACUAUUCAAUAGCAAAUAUAUCAAGUUCCGUAUAAUAUAGGAACAGAUUAAAGGACACAGUUAAGCUCAAGCAAGUUUCUGAAAAUUGAAACUUACAUAGUAAGUUUUCAAAAGAAUUUCUAGCAAAAAUGAAAACAAUUAAUUUAACCAUCUCCCUGUUGUUUGAGAUGGCAGAGCACCAUACAAUUCUUCACCCAACCUCUCAUUAAGCUUCUGAAAUGCAAAAUAGCCACUACUUAUACCAAUAUUUGGAUCAAAAGGAUCAUUUGCUUAUAGUAAGCUCCUAUGUAUAUUAAAUGGGAGCAAAGCACAAAGUGAUGCAAAUUAUUUCACCAGAUAUCAUGUACUUCAUGUGCAAUGUUUCAUCUAAAUAGGAAACUGUGCCAAGUUGGAAAAUGGGAUUGGGUAAGGCAGAAUUAGUGAACUAGAAUACUACAUUUAAUAAUACCCAAUUAAAGUUACUCACUAAGGGAAAAAUAUUUUUUUCAGGCAAAAAGGACAUUUCUGAAGACUAAAGAAAUUGUACCCUGAAGUAUUGAACAAAGAGGCUAAAUAAAAUGAAGAUAGUUUAACAGUGAAGAACGCCUUUAUGAAUUAAAAGUA